This is a messenger RNA of Dromaius novaehollandiae (emu), 3149 nucleotides long. It is a transcript of the gene GPC3, whose product is annotated as glypican 3. The record is from RefSeq and is a predicted model, not a curated record. The coding region runs from base 128 to 1867 and encodes 579 amino acids. NCBI's taxonomy places the organism in Eukaryota, Metazoa, Chordata, Aves, Casuariiformes, Dromaiidae. Gene Ontology annotation, biological process: positive regulation of canonical Wnt signaling pathway; cell migration; regulation of protein localization to membrane. Gene Ontology annotation, cellular component: extracellular region; plasma membrane; cell surface. The transcript is spliced from 8 exons.
GGCGCGCCCCGCCCCGCCCCACCCGGCGCGCAGCAGCGGUGGCGGCGGCAGCAGCGCGGCGCGGAGCAGCGAUGCCCGGCGGCGGCGGCGGGGCGGCGGCGUAGAGCGGCCGCGGUGCCCCGGGAGGAUGUGGCGGAGCGGCGCGGUGCUGCCGCUGCUGCUGGCCGCGCUGCUCGGCGCCCCGGCGGGGGCGCAGCCGGCGGGCGAGGCCGCCUGCCGCCCGGUCCGCGCCGCCUUCCAGGUGCUGCAGCCCGGAGCCAAGUGGGUGCCCGAGAGCCCGGUGCCAGGGUCAGAUCUGCAAGUAUGCAUCCCGAAAGGCUCUACGUGCUGCUCGAGGAAGAUGGAGGAGAAGUACCAGGCUGCAGCCCGUCUGAAUAUGGAGCAGCUCCUGCAGUCGGCCAGCAUGGAGCUGAAGUUCCUUGUCAUUCAGAAUGCCGCCCUCUUCCAAGAAGCCUUUGAAAUCGUAGUACGGCAUGCGAGAAACUUCACCAACACCAUGUUUCGGAAGCACUACCAGAGCAUGGGGCCCAGAGCUCUCAAGUUUGUUGGAGAACUUUUUACUGAUAUCUCGCUGUACAUAUUGGGCUCGGACAUCAGCGUUAAUGACAUGAUAAAUGAAUUUUUUGACAGUUUAUUCCCCUUGGUCUACUCUCACUUGGUCAAUCCCGGCUUCCCCGAUGCCUCCGUAGAAAUGACUGAGUGCCUGCGGGCAGCCAGGAGAGACCUCAAGGUCUUUGGUAACUACCCGAAGGUGAUGAUGACGCAGGUGUCGAAGUCGCUGCAGGCCACGCGGGUCUUCCUGCAGGCGCUCAACCUCGGGAUCGAGGUCAUCAACACCACCGACCACUUGAAGUUCAGCAAGGACUGCGGGCGAGCGCUGCUGAAAAUGUGGUACUGCUCGCACUGCCAGGGGCUGCUGCUGGCCAAGCCGUGUGCCAGCUACUGCGGUGCCGUGAUGCACGGGUGCCUGGCGGGCGCCGCGGGCCUCGAUGGCUACUGGCGCGAGUACCUCCGCUCCCUGGAGGGGCUGGCCAAAGGCAUGCGCGGCGUCUACGACGUGGAGCGCGUCCUCCUCAGCCUCUUCUCCCUGGUGCGGGACGCGGUGGGGCACGUGCAGAAGAACGAGGGGAAGCUCUCCGCAGCCGUGGGCCGGCUGUGCGGCCGCGCGCGGCAGAGGCGACGGCGGUCGGCUGCUUCCCCCGAGGAGCGCCUCGACGAGAAGGCCCCGAAGGCGGCUCGAGCUGAACGAGAAGAAACCCUGUCCGGCCGGAGGAGGGAGCUCAUUAUGAAGCUGAAGUCUCACAGCAGCUUUUACAGCAGCUUGCCAGAGUACAUCUGCAGCCGCAGCUCUGCUGUGCAGAACGACACCCGCUGCUGGAACGGCCAAGAAGUCGUGGAGAGGUAUGGUCCCCAAAUCGCGAGGAACGGAGCGAAAGCUCAGCCUGGCACCCACGAGGUGAAGACGAAAGGUCCCGAGCCAGUCAUCAGCCAGAUUAUUGACAAGCUGAAGCACAUCAACCAGCUGCUGAAAGGGAUGGCUUUGCCGCGCCGAAAAGCUCCGGGCAAAACCGUGGAGGAGGAUGAGGAGGAGGAGGAGGCGGCAAGCGGCAACUGUGAUGAUGAAGACGACUGCGGCGGGGCCUCCGGAGAUGGGGAGCUGCGAGUCCGGAACCAGCUCCGGUUCUUAGCAGAACUGGCGUAUGACCUGGAUAUCGAAGAUGCCUCCACAAACAAGCAGCUUCUGAAUCAGCAAAGCAAAGACGGUGCUGCGGUUCCCAGCAGCGCCCCUGGCAGCCCGGCCCUGCGCCCAGGCCCUGCUGCUGCCGUUGCCCUGGCCAUGCUGCAGAUGCUGGGCCCUGGGCUGUGACCGGCGCCUGCAGCAGACGUGCUCAUCAAUCAGCGUCUUUCCAUGCCUUUUUUUUUAAUGAGGAAAACAUUCUGAACCUCUCUUGAAAUAUAUGCAUAUUUCCAAAGACAGGGCAAAUGACUUGGGUUGUUUUUAUAAAAUAAUAUAGUAUCUUCACAAAAAAAAAAAAAAAGCAUUUGUUCAUGGUAAACCAGUAAAUACAUAACAGUGCUUUUUAAAGAUAAUCCUGUUUAAUAUAAGAAGAUUGAUAUUAAAUUGUGUUCCUAGCAGAUUUUGAAGACUGAGGUCUCCAUCACUGUUAAGUUGAAGUGCAUAUUUCAUCUUGAGCUGUUUGAACAUGCAUGGGGUAAAGAACACCUACGAUUUAUUAAAUACUCUCAGCAAAUAUCAGGCCCCUGUUCCUAGUUGACUUAAUACAGAUUCUGUCUGUAGUUCAAGUGCUUUUUGUACAUACUCCAAAUUCGAGACUCACCCCUAGGAAUCUGGCCAGGCACAUAAUGUGGAAGGCGUGUGAAGACAGGAGAGAUAAGGUUGAACAUACGGCGUGAGACGAGAUGCCGAGGAAGAGGACGUGCCAUUGUCGGGGCUCGCCAGGUAUCAGGUACUCGUGGGUGCUGGUGUGGCCCCGCCGCAGCCAGCCCUAACCACCUCCUGGAUCCUGCGGGCGCUGGGCUCACCCUCCUGCCACCCCGAGCCCACGGCCAAGAGAUCCCGCGCCCAACACCAGCACGCUCCCGUUCCCAGGUAGGCAGGAGAUGGAUGGACCCAGCACAAGAGCCAGGGCAGAGGACUGAGGGGUGAGAUGGCUCCCAAGCUCACUGCUCUUGCAGCUUGGACAUCUCCCCUCUCUCUGGUCUCAGCGUAGCAGCUGGGAUGACCGCAGGGUAAAGGAUGCACCAGUCAACGCUACUGCUGCUGCCGGAGCAGCUUGUUUUGGGACACGCUGUCUCAGAUGCAUUGUCUCCAAGGCUGGACGCGGGAUCAACACGACUCCGAAGAGCUGUGCUGGCAGCGGUGGUCACCCGGGGCCGGCUGCGCUCCCACCACCGCGAUGCACACCUGCAGUGGGGGAGCUUGCAGGCAGCAUCACCCUUUGCUACCCAGCCGGGUCCUGCAAAGCCCACCGGCCACGGAUGGCCAGGUUCUCCUCCAGCUUCCACAGCGGUGGUGCUGGGGACCUGGCAGCUCGCACAGCAUCCUGAUGCAUCGGCAGAUGAGACUUGUUCAAAUGUUUUUUGCAUGUUACUUUGCCUAAACUAAUAAAGGUCCGUUGCUCUAUGAA